Messenger RNA from Acanthosepion pharaonis, 753 nucleotides. NCBI's taxonomy places the organism in Eukaryota, Metazoa, Mollusca, Cephalopoda, Sepiida, Sepiidae. The record is from the annotation of a GenBank genome assembly.
AUGAUUUACAAAGCCAUAAAAGCCCCCAGACAAAAAUCACUUCACAACAUAUCGACAAGAUUUCAUGAUAUGUCGCCUCCAUUUGAAAAAAAAAGAAAAAAAAUGUUAAAAACUAUAAAAACAUCAAAAUUUUCAAGAAUCAAAUUCACUUUUGUACUCAAGAGAUGUGCACCUACAAAAAUAAUAAAUUUAGGCUAUCUAAUUUGCAAAUGUUUCUUCAAUUCAUUUCUCUGGCGAAAAUUUACCAAACUGAUCAACUGCCAAGAGGUGCUUUCCAUCAUUCCACAUCUUUUAGCCCGGGAUAUCAAACGUCUUAGGCAAUUGAGAAACGCAGGUCUUACUAGCUGUAACUUUGAAGUACAACUCCCAGAAGCUAAACCAUCAGUAUGCAGAUAUUGCUGUGCUGCAGUAUUUUCAUCCCAGUUAGACGAACAUGAGAAUGAAUGUUGCAAGCCAGAUAACUGUGAAUUUUGUGGCAUCUUAAUUCCUCGCGCCAAGAAGCGGAAGCAUGAAAGUGAGUGCAUCUUUGAGGCAUGUUCACUUUGCGAUAAUUUCCAUUCACCAUCUCAUGAAUGUUCGAAAUCCAAUUCUCAAACCAUUGGAAUAUGUGAAGACCUGGAUUCAAGUUCACAAGAUGACUACUCAAGUCUUUCAUCUCAAAUAACUUCAGAAUACACAGUGGAUUUAAAAAUGACAAAAUCUGUUGAUAAAUUAUUGGAAGUUGAUUCUUCUUUUUUUUUCUUUUCAAUCUGA